Messenger RNA from Ceraceosorus guamensis, 1097 nucleotides. RefSeq lists its product as hypothetical. Lineage: Eukaryota; Fungi; Basidiomycota; Exobasidiomycetes; Ceraceosorales; Ceraceosoraceae. The coding region runs from base 359 to 817 and encodes 152 amino acids. The record is from RefSeq and is a predicted model, not a curated record. The transcript is spliced from 4 exons.
CGUGCUGACGCGCUAUACACGCCAAGGUUCGCUGGCGCACAUGCAGACAGCCAGGGCAGGGUCGACAACGCGCCGCGUCAGCAUGCACGCGCAUACACGCAGACAGAACCCCCCGCUCUCCCUGUUUCCCCCCCCGAACCCGCGUUGGUGCAUGGCUGCUCCACUUCGCGCGCUUCAGCGAGGCCAACAGGUGUGCCUCCUUCAGGUCCAUCCAAGCUCAAGAAGAAGUCGCUAGCCCUGUCUAGGACAACGCUCUGCUCUACCACCAACAGCAUCACCAAGCUCACAUCAACUUCUGACUCAAGCUCCCCGAACUGGCCAUCUAUCCACAUAAUUUCAAGAGGUCGUAACGGUCACAAUGGCUGGCGCAACUGACACCAAGAACCAGGAGCUGGCCGAGGCCGAGGCAGUCUCUGCAGAGCCACGCGGAGCUGCCAAGGAGGCCACCAAGAAGCUGGACGAAACGGCAGACGACGAUGUCGAUGACGACGAGGACGAGGAAGACGAUGAGGAUUUCGAGGAGGGCGAUGAGGACGAGGAUGGUGAGGAUGGCGAGGAAGAGGACGGAGAUGAGGAUGAAGACGAUGAUGACGAGGAGGACGUAGAUGACGAGGAUGAGGAUGAUGCGGUUUCUGGCAAGAAACGCAAGGCGGGAGAGGGAGACGAAGACGAGGAUGACGACGACGAGGGCGACGAGGACGAGGAGGAUGAGGAUGACGAGCCCGCUCCAAAAGCUGCCAAGACCAGCAAUGGCGAGGAGAUCGACGAAGAGGCUGAGGCCGAGGCUCUAGAAGAGGACGACCUCGCCGAAGAUUAGAAGUCCACCUCUUUAAUCCUAUAGGCGCGCGCACACUACCGUCUUCCUCCGCUCUCACUACCCAAGCCCUGUUAGACUCGAUGGACCUUUUGCGCUUCUCGCUCCACCAGCACCUCCGAGCGUUAUAAAGCGGAUGUGUCUUGCAAUACGUCCCACGAUUCAUCGCCCUAGCGCCAACAAUUCUAUGUCUGCUCCCCGAAUACCGAAUACUUUUAAGGAGUCUGCGCUUUUGGCGCUGCAUAUGCCAAAGGAUGGCGGACGAUGUGGUGAUCCAACUGAG